GGGCUAUAUAGAUGUGGCCUUCUUGGGACACUGAAGUGAUCUGAAGUACUUUGCUUAAAAGUUUUAUCUCACGAUACCUUCAGUCAUAGAGAAUGUGUAUGACACCCUUGAUCUGAAAGCAGAUGGACUUAGGUCACACGCCAGGAUUGGGGGCCCCAUGUCUAAAAUGCAAAGAAAAAUGUGCAGGGUUUGAGCUACACUUUUGGAGGAAAAUAUGUCGUAAUUGCAAAUGUGGGCAAGAAGAUCAUGACAUACUCCUAAGCAAUGAUGAGGACCAGAAAGUCGGGAGACUCUUUGAACACACUGAGUACACUAACAUAAUCACCAAGCUGAAGUCAGAAGGAAUGCCUUUGUUCAAAUACAAUGUUAUGGCAAUGACCGAUCCAUGUACUGCCAAGAAUACACUCUUCAACACUGGUAGCUAUGAGUGGGCUCCUCCUGUCCAGAAGCAGGAACUGGCCAGCAAUUACAUGCCUAUGGAGAAACUGUCAUUGUCUGGUUCAUGGGCAACACAGUACCUGAAGAAGCAGCUAUCGAAGCAGCUUCCUGCACAUGACCAGGACCCUUCUAAGUGCCAUGAGUUGUCUCCCAAUGAAGUUAGGGAGAUGGAGCAGUUUAUAAAGAAAUAUAAGGAUGAGGCUUUGGGAGUGGGUGCCAUGAAGUAUGUCUCGGAGGUGAAUGAUCAGGGUGACGAGGUGCAGAACCCUGCCAGAGUCAGAAACACCACAUCAGCAUUGAGUUCUAAGGACAAGUCUACAGAGCCUAAGAAGACCCAAUAUUCUUGUUACACUUGCAAACAACCCAUGAAAGAAGGAGAUACAGCCAUCUAUGCUGAAAGAGCUGGGUACAAUAAACUCUGGCACCCAUCUUGUUUUAUCUGCUGCACCUGUGGGGAACUCCUGGUGCACAUGAUUUACUUCUGGAAGAAUGGAAAGCUGUACUGUGGCAGACAUUAUUGUGACAGUGAGAAGCCCCGCUGUGCUGGCUGUGAUGAACUGAUAUUUAGCAAGGAAUACACCCAAGCAGAAAACCAGAAUUGGCAUUUGAAACACUUCUCUUGCUUUGAUUGUGACAAAAUUUUGGCUGGAAAAAUUUAUGUGAUGGUCAAUGAUAAGGCUGUGUGCAAACCCUGCUACAUGAAGAACCAUGCUGUGAAGUGUCAAGAAUGCCAAAGUGUCAUCGACCCGGAAUUGCAGAGAGUAACAAUUAAUAAUUUUAGUUGGCAUGCAUCCGCAGAGUGCUUCCUGUGCUCCUGCUGCAAAAAAUGUCUUUUUGGACAGAAGUUCAUGCCUGUAAAUGGGCUGGUUUUCUGUUCCAUGGAAUGUAAGAAAAUGAUGUCUUAAGAGGAGUGUAACAAGCAGCGGAGAGCUAGAGCUGUCCACAGUGGCUUACAUUUCAUGAUAAUCUGCAAUUUCAAAAAAUAAAAGAAAAAAUUAAAAAG
Messenger RNA from Rattus rattus (black rat), 1441 nucleotides. Its product is annotated as testin-like. Gene Ontology annotation, molecular function: zinc ion binding. The transcript has 2 exons. NCBI's taxonomy places the organism in Eukaryota, Metazoa, Chordata, Mammalia, Rodentia, Muridae. The record is from RefSeq and is a predicted model, not a curated record. The coding region runs from base 123 to 1343 and encodes 406 amino acids.